AUGCGCCAAACUCUUCGUCGGUCCUGUGCUACAUGUGCCAAAUCCAAAUGCAGUUGUGACCUCCGUAAACCGCGUUGCUCUCGCUGCCUUAAGCGUCAGCUUCAGUGCGUUUAUGCAAAUGAACCGUCAACGGCCUGGCCGGCAGCUUUUGGGCAGGGGAAUAGUGAAUCGAUAAAAACACUUGAUGAAUCCAACAUUUUAACUAGCUAUAGAUUCGGGGGUCUCGAUCCUUUCGAUUCGUAUCCACAGACAAGACUACCCAGGGAACACGUUCAACGUCUCAUCCAUAGCUUUCUUCAUAAGAUUGCUUUUCAGUACUAUCCUCUCGAUAUGAACCCAGUCUCGAAUCCGUUUCUUAUCUCUUGGUGGCCACUUGCUCUGGGCGACCCAGCAUUAUUUCACGUAUCGCUCCAAACAGCUUGUCUCGAUGAGGAACUGCUAGCUCAGAGGGGCUUUCGAACCUCGGAUAUUCUCAUGGCUGACUCUGUGACUCUGCUUCGGCGAAGAAUUGAGGACACGACACUAGCCGUACAAGACGGGACUUUGAAUUCCGUCAUUACCUUGGCCACAAUUGAGUUUGGAAAAGGCAAUGUUAAUGUUAGCGAAAUGCAUGUUGAUGGAGUGAAAAGACUAGUCCGCAUGAGAGGUGGCAUAAAUGCUGUAAAGCAGACCAACCCGCUCACUGCAAGGAUGGUCAGCUGGGUAUCGAUGCUCAUUAAGGGCUAUCCUCAAUUCGAGACCCAGGAUGACCUCGGCAUUGGAGAUGGCAUACCUCCUGUUUCAGAAUGGCAGCUGGACUUGACUACCAUUGGUGAUAAUUUACCCGAACUUAGCAGUGUUAUUAGCGACCCUGCAGUCAGGAAUGUCUUCAUUCAUCUCCGUAUCCUCUUCCAGCGGGCGCGGCGGAUACCCUUCACACCCUCCUGGCUUCAUGACCUCACCUGUUUUGUCGUACAUCGACUACUACUCUCAGCCCCGGACACGGGAAAAUCUCAGUCAACACCGACCACAGAAUGCAUUCGCCAUGCGAUCAUUCUUUACAUGUUUAUUACCCAAGGACCGACGUAUUACUCCCAUGGAGUCAUAUUGAAUACACUUGUCACUCGGUUUAUAAAGCAUCUCAAGCAGCUGGAAUUGACCCCUCGUAUACGCGAUUCCCUUGAUGUCUGGCUUCUUGCAGUUGGAAUGGUGGCCUCGUUUGAUACUACUCACUAUGAUGUGCUGGUAGGGAGAGCUCGAAAUUUAGCAGCUCAUCUAUUGCUAAAUAAUUGGAAAGACGCACUCAUCUAUAUCAAGAGUGUCUUGUGGUUGGAGACUGAGGAAGGCGAAGAUAUGUUUCGGCCGCAUUGGGUCCCCAUUCUUGGUGCUGCAAAUGCAGAGCAGCCGGAGUUUACGGUCUCUGUUUCCAGUAAGAUAUACUUGUCUUCUGAGGAAAAAUAA
Penicillium lagena is the source of this 1440-nucleotide messenger RNA. RefSeq names its product Zn(II)2Cys6 transcription factor. The transcript has 4 exons. Gene Ontology annotation, biological process: regulation of DNA-templated transcription. The record is from RefSeq and is a predicted model, not a curated record. Gene Ontology annotation, molecular function: zinc ion binding; DNA-binding transcription factor activity, RNA polymerase II-specific. The coding region runs from base 1 to 1440 and encodes 479 amino acids. Lineage: Eukaryota; Fungi; Ascomycota; Eurotiomycetes; Eurotiales; Aspergillaceae.